Capronia coronata CBS 617.96 is the source of this 822-nucleotide messenger RNA. Its product is annotated as orotidine 5'-phosphate decarboxylase. Gene Ontology annotation, cellular component: cytosol. Gene Ontology annotation, molecular function: orotidine-5'-phosphate decarboxylase activity. The transcript is spliced from 2 exons. The coding region runs from base 1 to 822 and encodes 273 amino acids. NCBI's taxonomy places the organism in Eukaryota, Fungi, Ascomycota, Eurotiomycetes, Chaetothyriales, Herpotrichiellaceae. Gene Ontology annotation, biological process: 'de novo' UMP biosynthetic process; 'de novo' pyrimidine nucleobase biosynthetic process. The record is from RefSeq and is a predicted model, not a curated record.
AUGGCGUCCAGAAGCAGUCUAUCAUAUGCACAAAGAGCAGAAGAGCAUCGCAGCCCGCUGGUGAAAAAGCUUUUCGCCAUUGCCGAGAGGAAAAAAACCAACAUCGUCCUCUCGGCCGACUUGACAACCACCAACGAACUCCUUGACAUUGCUGACCGUCUAGGACCAUAUAUCGCCGUCCUCAAAACACACAUCGAUAUUGUUUCCGAUUUUGGCACGAGCACCAUUGACGGACUUACCCAGCUGGCCCAACGUCACGACUUUCUUCUGUUCGAGGAUCGAAAGUUCAUCGAUAUUGGCAACACCGUACAGAAGCAAUACAAAGGGGGUGCGUUACGGAUCCACGACUGGGCUCACAUCAUCAAUGCCAGCAUCCUUGCUGGAGAGGGCAUCAUACAGGCCCUGGACCAGACCAUCUGUGAUGCCGGUGUGUCGGAACGAGGCAUUCUGAUUUUGGCCGAAAUGACCUCAAAGGGUUCCCUGGCUGUAGGCGAGUAUACGCGAGCGUCGGUCGAGAUCGCACGAAAGUAUCCCCAGAGUGUGCUCGGCUUUGUGUCAACCAAGGAACUAUCAAGCCACUCCCCUGCCGCCAGUCCGAAUGAAGAUUUCGUGGUCUUCACUACCGGCGUCAACCUCUCGAGCAAGGGAGAUGCCCUCGGCCAACAAUACCAGACCCCAACAAUGGCUAUGGCAGGAGGCUCCGACUUUCUUAUCGCAGGGAGAGGCAUUUAUGCUGCAGCUGAUCCAGUGACAGCCGUGAAGGAAUAUCAGAAGGCCGGAUGGGACGCUUACCAGCAGCGUAUCAGAUCGUCCAGUAAAUAG